This is a messenger RNA of Fusarium musae, 1347 nucleotides long. RefSeq lists its product as uncharacterized. Gene Ontology annotation, cellular component: fungal-type vacuole membrane. Bases 1 to 1347 code for a protein of 448 amino acids. The record is from RefSeq and is a predicted model, not a curated record. Gene Ontology annotation, biological process: transmembrane transport. The transcript is spliced from 3 exons. Gene Ontology annotation, molecular function: transmembrane transporter activity. Lineage: Eukaryota; Fungi; Ascomycota; Sordariomycetes; Hypocreales; Nectriaceae.
AUGUUUGGCAAGGAUGUAGAGAAGACGCCAACUCGGAGGCAGUCGUCACCAUGCCCUUCUGAAGGCAAUCCAGAGGACCUUCAAGACCUCCAUCACACUAUUUCAAAUACAAACGCCCCCCCUCCGGUCUUUGAUCCUGAAAGUUUCGACCCACCAGAUGGAGGCUUCACAGCUUGGUCUCAAGUUCUUGCUGGUGUCUUCAUCAAUUGCUUGGCAUGGGGCUACCCCGCCUCCUUUGGUGUAUACCAGCUUCAUUAUGAAGAAUCGCUUGGAUUGCCCUCGUCUCAGAUCUCUUGGAUCGGUUCCUGCCAGACUUUCCUGACGUUCGCGUUCUGUGGCCCAGCUGGCCGUCUGGCCGAUGCUGGAUAUACCAGAGAGACUGUCGCCUUCGGAAGCUUCCUGGCUAUCUUGGGAACCUUCGUGACCAGUCUGUGUAAAGAGUAUUGGCAAAUAUUCUUGUCCCAGGGUGUUUGCACAGGCAUUGGCUUAGCCUUGCUAUUCAUGCCUGCUGUGACUGUUGUUGGUUCGUAUUUCAAAGCCAAGAAGGCAUUUGCUCUGGCGCUGGCUGCAACGGGCACUGGGCUGGGUUCCAUCAUCUUCCCAGCCACUCUCCAAUAUCUCAUUCCACAAAUCGGUUUCCCAUGGGCCGUCCGCUGUGCUGGUUUCGUCGCUCUCGUCUUGAUAGUUGCCGCAAAUCUCAUACUAAAGCCUUACCUCGCCCCAAGAAAAUCAGGGCCCUUGAUAGAAUGGGAAGCCUUCAGGGAACUCCCCUAUUUAUUGUUCGUGCUGGGCGCGUUUCUGAACUUUUAUGCCUUAUACUUUGGUUUCUUUUAUAUCAACGUUUAUGCUCGCAACGUAAUCGGGUUUACAGCAGUUGAAGCUGUCAGCUUGCUGCUGAUUGUGAACGCAAUGAGUAUUCCUGCACGGCCUAUAAUGGGAUACCUGGCAGACAAUAUCCUGGGACCGAUAAACGCAUUCCUUAUUGGGAUGACUGCACUCAGCGUCAUGGUGUACUGCUGGAUUGGCGUUAAGUCCGUCGCCGGCAUGUACGCUUUCUGCGUCUUCUUUGGAUUCGUGAACGGCGCAUGUCAGGGGACAUUUGUUGGUGCUAAUGCGAGCUUGACCAAAGAUCCCCGUAAAAUGGGUACUCGCUUCGGUAUGGUUCAGACGAUUUCUGCAUUCGCCAGCUUGGCUGGACCACCGACUGCUGGUGCCAUCCUGGAUAAAUCGAAUGGCAAUUUUGUAUAUGCACAGAUUUGGGGUGGUACUGUUUUUCUGUUUGGUGCUCUCAUGAUUGCUUCAUCUCGAGUUGCGUCAACUGGAUUUGUUCUGAUGAAAAAGAAAUAA